AUGACGUAAUAGAAAAGGCAGCGAGAAACUAAGGCGGUGUUCUUUGCGAGUUUGGCUAGGACCCCCAGCAUCUCCCUCCCUCAGCGUGCAGCGCCCACCGUUGUGAGAAGAAGAAACAUACUGAGGAGGCGUGUCGGUCAUGGACAACCCGGAAGAUCUAGUCAGAACUGUUGAAGGUCAGGUGGAGAGGUUAAAGGUCAUCUUCAACGAGGCCACCUCAGCCCUGACGGACGACGUCAGCGAAGUGUCCCAAUUCUGCGUCAGUCUGGAAUGCUGCCUCCGCCACCACCAACGAGAGAAGCUGAGUUUCUGGGGUGACAGGAGGGACUAUUGGAACUACCUCAGUGAAGGUGUGGGCCGCAUGAAGACCCUGGAGACCAUCGUCAAGAGGGUCCAGACACUGGCACAUCUGGCGACCAGUCAGGGGAGGGGGCGUGGUCUCAUCAGGGAGUGUCUGGAGCAGCAUAUGUUGGGGGACCUCGUCCAGACUGCUGCCAGCAACCUCAAGAGGACCAAAGAGUGGUACCACCCCACGUCAGUCCUCCUGUCCCCGGCCCAUUGCCAGAGACUAAUUAGUGCACUCUAUGACCUCACCGACGUGGACUUUGACCUCCCUUCGGAGGGUGUCGAUCUUGAUGAAACGUGGCCCUCAUUUGUCCUGAAGUCAUUUCAGGGUAGUGAUGGUCGUCGCUCUCUCUUCAUGUCUCCAGCUGGUUCUAAGGACGCCAUCGCAGCCUCAUCUGCCGCCACCUCUUCUUCUCGUGGGGUGACAUUAGAGAGAGGGAUAGAGGAGGAAGCGAGUGAGAUUUACGUGAAACAAGAGAUCCCGUUCAGCAUCUCCCUCGUCAGCAGUCUCCUUGACGACAUACGCUGCAAUCUGGUUGGUCAGUCUGAGACCAUCGGCGGACACACCCACCUCUGCCCCGACUUGGAAGUCACCAAACUCGACGACGUCACUUCCUGUCUCACGGUCUUGAGGGAUUACAUCACCGCCUGGUCAUGUGACGUUACUAAGAAUAGCCACUCGCUCCGGGAGGAGGUGCGGCAGGCGAGGGUCCAGAUGGCAGACAUGGAGAUGCAGUUACAGGAGACAAUGAAAGAGAGCGAGGGAGUGGAGAACAGUCUCCUCAACCAGCUUCAGGACACGAGAGACGACUUGCAGCUGUGCUCCAAUCAGAUCCAGGAGUUACUGGACGACAACGUGACACUCAAGUCCAGUCUGAGCCGGGGAAGGGCCAAGAUUUCAGAGUUGGAAGGUGUCAAUUUCUCGCUGGAGGAGAUGCUAAUGGAGGCCAAGGAGGGAGAGGGGGAGGAGGGGGAGGAGGGGGAAGAGGUGGACGGGGGGAGGGAGGAGAGGAGAGGGAGGUCGGCCACUCUCAUCGAGACUGCCCUGAAGGAAAAAGACGAGGCAGCUGAGGAGCUGUCCCAGGAGCUACGUCAGAGAGAAAAGCAGUUAGAGCAGACCAAGGAAGAGCUGGCCACUUCUCAAGACACUCUCAAAACAGUCACCUUUGAACUCUCUGCUCUUCGGGAACAGGUUGUGGCUGAAGCUGAAGAGAAAGCAGCUGUUUCGUCAACCCUGGCCCAAGUCGAGGAGAAGGCGGAGUGUCUGGAGAGAGAGGUGGAGAGGUUGACCGAGGAAUGUGGGGUGGCCAGAGACGAGGUCAAAGGUCUUGAGUACCAACUGAGCUCGGCCACCACGGAACUACAGCAGACCAAAGAGACGGCUGAGGAGCUGUCCCAGGAGCUACGUGAGAAAGAGAAGCAGUUGCAGCAGACCAAGGAAGAGCUGGCCACUUCUCAAGACACUCUCAACACUGUCACCUUUGAACUCUCUGCUCUUCAAGAACAGUAUAUUCUGGAACUUCGUCAGGAGAACUUUGCCAGUGAGUUGGAGGAUCUGAGGAGACGCUGCAAAGACAUGGACGCCGUACGAGAGAGGGCGGAGGGUCUGGAGAGAGAGGUGGAGAGGUUGACCGAGGAAUGUGGGGUGGCCAGAGACGAGGUCAAAGGUCUCAAGUACCAACUGAGCUCGGCCACCAUGGAACUACAGCAGACCAAAGAGUUACUGGCAGAGAAAGAGGAGUCGCUGGACUCGCUCCGCUCCAAGUGGACUCAGAAGGAGGAGCUGCUGAGAGAGGCGGGAGAGGGGCAGGAGCUUGCCCGUGCCGAGGCCGAGGGCCUGCGACUGGAACUGAGGGAACUGGAGAGAGAGGUUGGGGACCAGUCUUCAGAGAUGAGCACCCUCAGCGAGCAACUCACUGAGAAGACCUACAGCAGAGACAGGGAGAGAGCAGAGCUGUUGAGGGCCCAGACCUCGCUCGAUGUCCUCCAGUCUCAGCUGGAGAUUGAGAAGCAGGGCUUCGCCAAGGAGGCCGCCAGACUCACAGAGGAGAACAACGACAUCCGCAGAGCCUUUCGCCGUCUCCUAGAACAGAAGGUUACGCUGUGGCAGCAUGCAGACGAACUAGAACACGAACACCAGGCCAUGGGGAUGUGGAUCAACAGUAAAACUGUCACCGCCUGCAUGGAGUGCUCUGCCACCUUCACCCUCAGAAUCAGAAAGCACCACUGUCGGUCAUGUGGUAGAGUGUGCUGUGCUAAAUGCUGUGACCAGAAAGCCCAGCUUCCAUUCAGCAGGUACAUAGCUUUACCGUCCGUGCCGGCACUUACACACUUACGUUACUCCUUUAGUGAGUGUAAUGUCCACAUUUCAGGGGUUAAAUUGCAUGCAAGAUAUUGUUCUUGGAGAAGGAGGUGUCCCUAUUUAGAGAGGUGUCCUCAUUUCAGGGGUUAAAUUGCAUGCAAGAAAUUGUUCUUGGAGAAGGAGGUGUCCUUAUUAGAGAGGUGUCUUCAUUUCCAAGCACUGUAUAUAUCAUUGUAUGCCACCAGAGAACCGGUGCGUGUGUGUGAGAAAUGUCACCAGAGAAUCACUCAAAUGAGGACCCCCUUCGUCUCGAAAUUCAUCAACUCCUCCGACCCCGCCGACCCCCAGGGGACCCCGACCCCCAAUGCGGGGGGCAGCUGGAGAAAUUCCAGUAACUCUCUCAACAUUGAGAGGAAUCUGGAGGCUGGAGGGAACAGUCUCCAUGCCAAGUUGAGGGUACAGAACGACGACUCGAGUGUUGCCAGUAGUUACGACGGAAAGUGGAUGAACGGUUCCCCCGUCCCUGGGGGGUCAGGGCGAAGUUUUGAGGGGUCCGGAACUUUCGACUCGGCCCCCGGGAACAAUAUUAGACCCCACAGUUCUGCAUGUCGUUUAGAGGCGGGGGAGACAGGUAGGUGGAGCUGGUCCCCGCUGGACGAAUACUCUGUGGACCCUGCUGUGAGGAAGAGAGAGAGUGAGCGUUCCAGCGGCCCCCAGUCAGGGGUUGAGGCGGUCCAAUAUCACAUCGCUGCCGUGGAGGGGGAUUCCCUGGGGGAUAGCUAUUACCUCAUCGAUACGAACCCCCAGUUCCCCGUGGGGGUCGACGUCCCCGGGAAUAAGUUUUUAGACGUGAACGCCCUCGCUUCAAAACUGGCUAGUUUGGAAGUACGACAACAGGGGAACCCCGCAACUACAGGGGGGGACAAUUCCGACCCCCUCCAGGGGGCAACGGGGGGCAGGGAAAUUCCGAGGGAGGGGCUGACAGGGUUCACAGAGGUCGCGCUGGAAGGCGGAAGUGCUCACACGGUGAAAGUGAAAGUGGAGAAGAAAGGAACAGCCAUUGCCUGGGAAUUUAUGAGUGAACCAAAAGGUUUGGCCUUUGGACUUUCGUUUGAGGAUUUUGAAGGAGCUAAAAUUGAGCAGAUCCUCCCGCUGCGUCGCUGCGUCUCACACAAGGCAGCUCUCUCGGGAGAAUAUGCGGCUCAGAAAGUGGGCAACUACAUCUUGAGAUUCGACAACUGCCAUUCUAAGUAUUCAGGUAGGAGGCUGCAGUACAGACAGUGGGUUAGACCACCCACAUGACAGUCACGUGACAGUCACAUGACCUAAAUUCCGAGCAACUCUAUUUUCCCUCUACUUUAGACAAAAGCUUUCAGCUACCUCAUGUAAAUUCAACAGAAAUUGUGUUGUUGUAAACACACAUCUUGUUUCAUUUUCAAAAUCCUUUGUGUGUACAUUUAUAUAUACAUGUAAAAAAUGAAAUGUUGCUAGUCUUUGAUGUCAACAACAACAAUGUCAUCGUCACGGAGACGCAAAACAUCGUGAUCGGCCUUUAGCGGCUGCAGUUUCCCUCUGUCCUCCGCUUCAACAUACAUCCCAACAAUAUGCUCCCCGGAACAGCCCCACUGUUUCGUGCUCCACACCACCAGUGAAUUGUACAAAUCGUAGAAAUCCGCAAUCUGCAAUUUCUCAGUCUCUCUCUCCCCCUUCAACUUGAUCCCAAUGUUCUUCGGUGGCGGGGUGCAGGUGUGGAAGGAGAGAAGGGCGUUGGAAAUGGCGGCGCCCGAAGAGGGGCAUUGCGGUGUAGUGAUGGCUCUCCCGUAGAGUGUCACAGUGUAGGUGGUGCCGGGGUGGAGCGUGUGGGUGGGGCUGAACUCCGCCCUCAGGGCACGAGGGUCGAACGUCACGUGACCUUCCACCGGUUUCACGUCCAUUUCACUUCUCACCUCAAAAAGUUUGCUGGCGUUGACGGUCAAAACAUUUCGGUCAAAAGUGACAGCGAUGCUUGUGGCAAGUUCCACGUCCCUGACUCCUUGCUGG
This is a messenger RNA of Geodia barretti, 4687 nucleotides long. The record is from the annotation of a GenBank genome assembly. Lineage: Eukaryota; Metazoa; Porifera; Demospongiae; Tetractinellida; Geodiidae.